GACAGAACAAAGUAACUCGCUGACCGUUGGCUGCGCGGAACACGCGCGUGGACUUGUGUUAACUGACGCGUAAUGGUGCGCUUAUAGUCAUUUGUUUGGAGGCGCUGCGAUCAUCAUGGUGGUAGAGAGGACACUUCUCGCAGCAAGGCAAGGGGAUGUACAAACUCUUAAGGUACAGUUAGCGGAGAAGGUCCUGAACAGUGAUGUGAAAGAUGUGUUGGGAGCGACUCCCGUACACCACGCAGCUCGAGCGGGGAAGCUCACCUGUCUGAGGUAUUUGGUUGAGGAAGCGGGUUUACCGGCGAACAGCCUGGCGAGGAACGGCGCAAGUCCAGCGCAUGACGCCUCAGCCACCGGCAACCUGACCUGCCUACAGUGGCUCGUGACGCACGGAGGAUGUCGAGCGGCCGAUAAGGAUAGCUCAGGGGCCACUGUCCUGCAUCUGGCUUCUCGCUUCAGCCAUCAUGAGAUCAUUGAUUGGUUGCUGAAAAGUGGGGAAGGGGAUCCUACUGUUGUCACGGAUACGGGGGCGUUGCCUGUUCAUUAUGCGGCAGCUAAAGGGGACUUACCCUCACUCAGGCUGCUACUGGAACACAGCCCACAAGUUGUCGAUUUCCAAACUAAGAAUGGUGCCACACCACUAUACCUUGCAUGUCAGGAGGGCCACCUGGAAGUUGUCCAGUACCUAGUGAAGGACUGCGGGGCGGAGCCAAGUAUCAGAGCCAAUGAUGGGAUGACACCGUUGCAUGCUGCUGCCCAGAUGGGACACAACACUGUCAUUGUCUGGCUGAUGAGUUUCACAGAAAUCAGCCUGUCAGACAGAGACAAUGAUGGAGCCACUGCCAUGCACUUUGCCGCCAGCCGCGGCCAUGCCAAGGUCCUCAGCUGGCUGCUGCUGCACGGUGGAGACAUCGUGACCGACAGCUGGGGGGGGACACCUCUUCAUGACGCAGCUGAGAACGGAGAGCUGGAGUGCUGUCAGAUUCUGGUGGUGAACGGAGUGGAUCUGGGAAUACGGGACCAGGAUGGAUUCUCAGCGGCAGACCUGGCUGAAUACAACGGGCAUCAGCAGUGUGCCAAGUACCUCCGCACUGUUGAAAACAUGAGUGUGGGGCACAGAGUCUUGUCCCGGGACCAUUCGACGGAUCUGGAGUAUAAGCAGCCAGACUCAGGCCUUUCCUCUCCCAACACCACCCUGCCCAUCUCAGCCCCUGCUGCGGCCCAUUUUGACAUUUGCUCACCCUCCAGCUCGCUGUCCAAUUACAACUCGGCAAACUCCAGUCAGUCCAGCACUGGAGAGAAGAGGAGUGGCACGCCUCCCUCACGAGCACCGACAGGAGGUGAAAAUUCAGCUAUUACAGACAUGCAGGCCUAUAUGAACAUGCUGAACCCUGAUAUAGACGGCUCCCAGAAUGCACAGGAACAUCCUGCACACCUGCCUCCCCCUCCAACAUUUCCGCCUCCCCCUCCCCCAUCAAACUCCUCCCACGUCCCCCAUCCCCCACAUAACCACCCCCCACCCAAACCACCUGAGGAGGAAGCGUCUGUCGAAUACUUGAAGGUGAAGAGAAACCUUCGCCGAGUGGAGAAUGAUGUAGUCAAAAAAGAGAAACCAGAUGCAGCUCACCCUCAGUCGCAGGAGUGUGGGCAGGGCUUUCCUCCGAGCUCUCAAUCUCCACCAGUAUUUCCGCAUCUGCAGGAUGAUGGCUGGCUGGCCUCGGGUUUGGAAUUGGGGUUGGCGAUAUCCUUCUCAGCGGGGCAGAUGAUAAAUGGAGAUCCACAAUUCACCACCACCCACUCCAUGAAAGUGGUGAAAUCUUCCUCUUUGGGGCCGUUCGCUGGCAGGCAUGCCUUACACUGCUCGCUCAGGAGAGAACAGCUGAAUCCUGGCGAGAGCCACGAAAGACUUUGCAGAGUCGACUCUAACCGAAAGUCCCGCAGCUUCAGCAAGCAGCCCAGCACUGGAGAUUACUACAAAACCCUGGGUAGCGAUACCGCAGACCAGCACCCCAACAGAGCCAUGGCACCCAAUGAGGAGGGUUCUGCACUUCUGGAGGAAGCUUCAGACACGGCGCCUGCUCCUGAGAAUGGGACAGGAAACACAGAGGAUCUACCCCUUCCUCCUCCACCACCUCCUCCAGCCAUCCCGACUCCACCUCCUCCUCCAUGUCUUCCAUCAGAGCUGCCCCCUCCUCCUCCUCCUCCUCCUCCACCUACCACCUCCACCUCCACACCGGCCCCUGCCCAGCGCCGCAUGUCUUCUUCUUCCUCCAGCAGCAAUAAAUCCUUCAACAUGAUGUCCCCCACUGGAGAUAAUUCUGAACUUCUGGCCGAAAUUAAAGCUGGGCCAAAACUGAAGCCAACACCUCAGAGUAAAGGCUACACGACCGUCUUCUCUAACAGUGGCACAGCGGCGGACAAUGGGGAACGUCCGUCAUCGCCACCAGAGCCUCUGCCAAAACCCCAGCCCAAAGACACCCAAUCUGUAAAGCCACAGUCUCCACCGCCUGUCUGUGCACCCACACCACCCACUCCCACCAGCAGCGGAGGCUCGCCCCAAAACCACUCCACCUCACAGAGCAGUGAGAAGCUCACAACUGCCGUCAAUGGAAACACUCCUGCCAUCCAGGGCAAGUCCAGCGCGGUGGACGCUGAGAGUCUGGUGCCCACACAUGAUGAGCAGGGCCGGCCCAUCCCAGAGUGGAAGAGACAGGUGAUGGUGAGGAAACUACAAGUGAAGAUGCAGGAGGAGGAAGAGAACAAGAGAAAGGCUGAAGAAGAGGCGGCGCGCCUGGCUUCAUUGCCUGCCUGGAGGAGAGAUAUCAUGAAGAAGAAGAUGGAAGAAGAGAAAAAAGAGGAGGAACGACGGCGAAUGGAAAAGGAGAACGAGGAGAAGUCGGAGCAGGAGCGACUACGAAUGCUAGGCUAUGAUGAAACCAAGCUGGCACCGUGGCAGCGGCAGAUCAUUUUAAAGAAAGGCGACAGAGCGAAACAGUAGUGAACCCCCAGUCAUCCCGUCACAACUCUCUGUCGAUGUGUAAAUGUAGGACACUGUUCAGAAUCUGCCUGACCCUUUAGACACAAACCAUGCAUGGGUCACCAGACAGCGUUCUGCUCGAGGAGCACUCCAGCACCACGUCUUCUGAGGCUCAGGACGUCCUAAAUGUCACUGAGCUCUGGAGAUGCAUUGUACUGUUGAAGAGGGAAAAUGAAUGAAACCAAUGUUUACUGUGGUCGGGUCUCAUGCCUAUGAUUAUAUAGCAGUCUUGAGAACUAAUAGAAACAUAGACAAUAUAUGUCAAUGAUAGAAAAUAUAUGUCAAGGAAAUCAUAUGUACCCUGAAUUAAGCCCUUUUUUUUUCUUUUUUUUUACUUUGAGUGGUCAUAAUCUGUUAAGUGUGAUUAGUCCUGAACAGAUGUUAUGGCGCAAUGUAUUCUUACAUAAAGUAAGUGACAUUUCUGUUAUGAUGCAUCUAUAUUGCUUAGAUAAAAAAUUGCAAUGUGUAUAUAUAU
Messenger RNA from Carassius gibelio (silver crucian carp), 3512 nucleotides. Its product is annotated as espin-like. Gene Ontology annotation, biological process: actin filament bundle assembly. Gene Ontology annotation, molecular function: actin filament binding. Gene Ontology annotation, cellular component: cytoplasm. The record is from RefSeq and is a predicted model, not a curated record. The coding region runs from base 116 to 2998 and encodes 960 amino acids. Lineage: Eukaryota; Metazoa; Chordata; Actinopteri; Cypriniformes; Cyprinidae. The transcript is spliced from 16 exons.